AUGACAUUCACCCUGGCAAUCACGCAAAGAAACGCUGAGGAAUUUGAAAAAAAGGUGAUUGAUCUUUCAACUCCGGGACAUGCAACCUACGGCCAGCAUAUGAAAAGGGAAGAAGUGAAUGAGUUCCUGCGCCCACAGCUAUUCGUCUUAGAUCGAGUUUACGCAUGGCUGAAAUCAGAGAAUGCGCCUGCCUGCUCGAUCGAAGAAGCAGGCAACUGGAUAACAUUCACAGUCCCACUUGCCCAGGCCGAGAAAAUGAUGAAGACACAAUUUUUCUACUUCCAUCAACAUGCUCAGACAAAUACCGCCAUUCGAACUCUGGGUUAUUCGGUACCUCGUGAUAUACAUCCUUAUGUCCAGUUGAUUCAACCAACAACUCGAUUCAGCAACCUAGGGUCCCUGAAAAUGUCACUCGUCCAACCAAAAAUGGCAAGCUCCGAAGACUUGGCCGCUGGAUGCCACAGUAUCAUCACACCAGCCUGCAUUCGAGACCUGUACGGCAUGGGAAACACGACCACCAGACCGAAUCGGCACAACAUCCUUGGGAUAUCUGGUUACCUAGAACAAUACGCUCGAUACAGGGAUUUCGACCAUUUCAUGGCUCAAUACGCUGCGAACAAUACGAGCAACUUCACCGUGGUCUCAAUUCAUGAUGGACAGAACGAUCAGAACUCUUCAUCUGACAGCACUGAAGGAAGCUUAGAUGUGCAGUACGCCAUCUCCAUUGCAGAUGAAGUGAGAGCAACUUUCUAUACCACCGCUGGACGAGCUCCUAUGAUCCCAGAGAUUGGCCGGCUAGGUGGCGCCGGGUCCACAAAUGAGCCCUACCUCGAACAGCUUCAUUAUCUGCUCAGUCUCUCGGAUCACGAGCUCCCAGCCGUGCUGACAAAUUCAUACGGAGAAGAUGAGCAGAGUAUUCCAGAGUCAUAUGCAAACGCAACUUGCAGUCUGUUUGCCCAACUCGGCGCCCGCGGUGUCACAGUGCUGUUCAGCAGUGGGGAUUCGGGUCCUGGAGAUUCGUGCCUGAGUAAUGACGGGCAGAACACAACCAAGUUCCUACCUGAAUUCCCAACCUCUUGUCCAUUCGUCACGUCAGUUGGAGGAACGCACGGCAUCGGUCCCGAAACUGCAAUUUCCUUUUCGGGGGGAGGAUUCUCGGACCUUUUCCCACGGCCAACGUACCAGGACACUGCCGUGACUGGCUACCUCACUAAACUUGGGGAUCAAUGGAGCGGGUUAUACAAUCCCCAAGGAAGAGGAAUUCCUGAUGUAGCAACACAGUCGAGUAACUUCGUGGUUCGAGACCAUGGAAAUUGGGUAUUGGUCAGUGGUACAAGUGCAUCGGCGCCAGUAUUCGCAGCUGUAGUUUCUCAGCUAAAUGCUGCUCGUCUUGCAGCGAAUUUGCCUCGCAUGGGCUUUUUGAAUCCAUGGAUUUAUAGUGUUGGGCAACCUGGGUUCGCGGACAUUGUUCGAGGUGGCUCCACUGGCUGUGCUGGGAAGAUUAGUGGUGGCAUCAAAACACCUCUGGUGUCAGGUGCAAGCUGGAAUGCCACCGACGGGUGGGACCCUGUGACAGGACUGGGGACGCCUCUGUUCCAGAGACUUGUCCAGAUAGCAUUGUCUUGA
Penicillium antarcticum is the source of this 1626-nucleotide messenger RNA. RefSeq names its product S53 family peptidase. The transcript is spliced from 2 exons. Lineage: Eukaryota; Fungi; Ascomycota; Eurotiomycetes; Eurotiales; Aspergillaceae. Gene Ontology annotation, biological process: proteolysis. Bases 1 to 1626 code for a protein of 541 amino acids. The record is from RefSeq and is a predicted model, not a curated record. Gene Ontology annotation, molecular function: tripeptidyl-peptidase activity; serine-type endopeptidase activity.